Molecule: messenger RNA, 2798 nt
Organism: Loxodonta africana (African savanna elephant)
Lineage: Eukaryota; Metazoa; Chordata; Mammalia; Proboscidea; Elephantidae
Gene: MYBL2
Product: MYB proto-oncogene like 2
Exons: 14
Coding region: 116-2218 (700 amino acids)
Biological process (GO): positive regulation of transcription by RNA polymerase II; mitotic cell cycle
Source: RefSeq, a predicted model, not a curated record
GCCCGGGGCCCGGAGCGGCCGGAGCAGCCAGUGUCCUGGCCCUGGCCUCGGCCCGGCUGCGGCUCCGGCUCCGGGCUCAGCUGGCGAGCCGGCGGGCGCAGCGCGACUUGGGGGGAUGUCUCGGCGGACGCGCGGUGAGGAGCUGGAUGAGGUGCACUACCAGGACACAGACUCAGAUGUGCCCGAGCAGAGGGAUAGCAAGUGCAAGGUCAAGUGGACCCAUGAGGAGGAUGAGCAGCUAAGGGCCCUGGUGAGGCAGUUCGGACAGCAAGACUGGAAAUUCCUGGCCAGCCACUUUCCUAACCGCACUGACCAGCAAUGCCAGUACCGGUGGCUGAGGGUUUUGAAUCCAGACCUUGUCAAGGGGCCGUGGACCAAAGAGGAAGACCAAAAGGUCAUCGAGCUGGUCAAGAAGUACGGCACGAAGCAGUGGACGCUGAUCGCUAAACACUUGAAGGGCCGGCUGGGCAAGCAGUGUCGCGAGCGCUGGCACAACCACCUCAACCCCGAGGUGAAGAAGUCCUGCUGGACCGAGGAGGAGGACCGCAUCAUCUGUGAGGCCCACAAGGUGCUGGGCAACCGCUGGGCUGAGAUUGCCAAGAUGCUGCCGGGGAGGACAGACAAUGCUGUGAAGAACCACUGGAACUCCACCAUCAAAAGGAAGGUGGACACGGGAGCCUUCCUGAGUGAUUCCAAAGACUGCAAGCCCCCCGUCUACUUGCUGCUAGAGCUUGAGGACAAGGACGGCCGCCCGAGCGUCCUUCCCACUGAUGGCCAGCAGGGAAGUCUUAUGACCAACUGGCCCCCGGCACCCCCCGUCAUAAAGGAAGAGGAAAGCAGUGAGGAGGAGGCCAUGGCAGCUACCACAUCUCAGGAGCAGGAGGCCGUCCCUGCUGAGCCGGAUGGAGUGUGGACACCAGAGCCCUUGGAGGAAUUCCCCAAGCGUGAGGACCAGGAGGGCUCCCCUCCUGAAAUGAGCCUACCGUACAAGUGGGUGGUAGAGGCCACCAACCUCCUCAGCCCAGCUGUGGGGUCGUCCAGCCUCUCGGAAGCCCUGGACUUAAUCGAGUCGGACCCUGAUGCUUGGUGUGACCUGAGUAAAUUUGACCUCCCUGAGGAGCCGUCUGCAGAGGGCAGCAUCACCACUAGUCCACUGCAGCCUCGGGCACAGCAGGAGGCACAGAUGCCCAGCCAGCGUGUGGUCCCAGUACCCAGCGUGACUGAGUACCGCCUGGAUGGCCACACCAUCUCAGACCUGAGCCGGAGCAGCCGGGGGGAGCUGAUCCCCAUCUCGCCAAGCACCGAUGUUGGGGGCUUGGGCAUUGGCACGCCGCCCUCGGUGCUCAAGCGGCAGAAGAAGAGGCGCGUUGCUCUUUCCCCCGUCACAGAGAACAGUGCCAGCCUGUCCUUUCUGGACUCCUGCAACAGCCUCACCCCCAAGAGCACUCCUGUCAAGACCCUACCCUUCUCACCUUCCCAGUUUCUGAAUUUCUGGACCAAACAGGACACACUGGAGCUGGAGAGCCCCUCGCUGACAUCCACCCCUGUGUGCAGCCAGAAGGUGGUGGUCACUACACCCCUGCACCGGGAUAAGACGCCCCUGCACCAGAAACAUGCUGCGUUUGUGACCCCAGAUCAGAAGUACUCCAUGGACAACACCCCCCACACGCCGACCCCGUUCAAGAACGCCCUAGAGAAAUAUGGACCACUGAAGCCCCUGCCCCAGACCCCGCACCUGGAGGAGGACUUGAAGGAAGUGCUGCGCUCCGAGGCCGGCAUUGAGCUCAUCAUUGAGGACGACGUGAGGCCAGAGAAGCAGAAGAGGAAGCCAGGGCUGCGGCGGAGCCCCAUCAAGAAAGUCCGGAAGUCCCUGGCUCUUGACAUCGUGGAUGAGGACAUGAAGCUGAUGAUGUCCACACUGCCCAAGGCCGUGUCCUUGCCGACCAACGUCCCAUCCAGUUCUUCCAGCCUCACCCUGUCGGGCAUUAAAGAGGACAACAGCCUGCUCAACCAGGGCUUCCUGCAGGCCAAGUCUGAGAAGGCCGGAGCAGCCCAGAAGCCCCGAAGCCACUUCCCGACACCUGCCCCCAUGACCAGCGCCUGGAAGAUGGUGGCCUGUGGGGGGACCAGAGACCAGCUGUUCAUGCAGGAGAAAGCCCGGCAGCUCCUGGGCCGCCUGAAACCCAGCCACACGUCGCGGACGCUCAUCUUGUCUUGAAGGGCUUGGACAGUCACGAGCCCAUUCUCAUGUUUACAGGGGGGAGGGGGCCAUGAAUUUGAGAACACACUCAGGUGACUUGGGCAGGGCCAGGCACCACCUCAUCUACCUGCAAAGAGCCUUCUGCCGCCAGCGCUUCGCCAGUCUGCUCAGGUGGAGGCGAAGCAUGGCAGCUUCUGGUGCUAACAGAACAAAGCCCACUUCCUAGGCCUGCCCAGCCUCUCCCUGAUGCCACAGGGCGUCCCAUUAGCUUCUCCCAGGCACUGGUCAGGCCUGACUUCUACUCAGACUCCUGCUGAGGACAGCGGCAUGGCCACGGUGCUCUUCCCCUCAACCCCUGUUGGAAUAAAACUGCCAUUUCCCUUGUUCUGCUCUGGCCUCUACCUUUCUCCUGGGCCCUGCUCAUUCUGGUGGCUGUCACUGGAGCCCUCUGAGAUGUGGGGACCAGGGACCUCAUCCUCAGAGUGCAGCCUUGCCUGCAUAGCCCAGGUCGGAGGCCCUGGAGCCUUCUCCCUCAGAGGGGUCAGUGAACUGGGAGCUGAGGUCAUCUGUCCCCAGCCUGGGAGCAGUUUCUCUUGUC